AUGCAGAUGAUCCAGAUUCUCGCUCUCGCCCUCUCCGUGGCGACGGCCGAUGCCGCCUACAAAGGUUUCAACUACGGUGCCACUAAGGCCGAUGGCAGCAGCAAGUACCAGGCCGACUUCAAGAAGGACUUCGCCGCCGCCAAGGCCCUCGUGGGCAACUCCGGUUUCUCCAGUGCCCGUCUCUACACCAUGAUCCAGGGCGGUACCACCAACACUCCCAUCGAGGCCAUCCCCGCCGCCAUCGAGGAGAAGACCACCCUCCUGCUGGGUCUCUGGGCCUCCGGCGGCAACAUGGACAACGAGAUCGCCGCCCUCAAGUCCGCCAUAAGCCAGUACGGUGACGACUUUACCAAGCUGGUCGUCGGUAUCUCCGUCGGCAGCGAGGAUAUGUACCGUAACUCGGUCACUGGCUCCAAGUCCAACGCCGGCCCCGGUGUUGAGCCCGAGGAGCUCGUCUCUUACAUCCAGACUGUCCGCUCCACCAUCUCCGGCACCAGCCUGAGCGACGCCUCCAUUGGUCACGUCGACACCUGGGACUCCUGGACCAACUCUUCCAACUCCGAUGUCAUCCAGCACCUGGACUGGCUCGGCUUCGACGGCUACCCCUACUUCCAGCUCACCAUGGAGAACGGCAUUGAGAACGCCAAGUCCCUCUUCGAGGACUCCGUCGAGAAGACCAAGUCCGUCGCCAAUGGCAAGGAGGUUUGGAUCACUGAGACCGGCUGGCCCGUUAGCGGCCCCCAGGAGGGCGAUGCUACUGCCUCCGCCGCCAACGCUAAGCAGUACUGGGACCAGGUCGGCUGCCCGCUCUUCGGCAACACCAACACCUGGUGGUACAUGCUCGAGGAUGAAGGUGCCAGCCCCAGCUUUGGUGUCGUCAAGAGCGACCUGAGCACCCCCCAGUUCGACCUCUCCUGCUCUAGCUCCAGCUCCAGCUCCUCCAGCGCUGCCGCUGGCUCUAGCUCUACCGCUGCUGCCGGCUCUACCUCCACCGGCAGUGCCACCUCUGACAAGGCUCUGGCUCCGGCUCUAGCUCUGGCUCCUCCUCCGGCUCUGCUGCCUCUUCCUCCUCCACCGCCUUCAACGCUGCUGCCCGUACCUCCGGCACUGGCUCCACCUUCGGUGCCAUCGUCGCUGCCGCCGUUCUGGCCAUUGCUGUCUAAAAGCAUCUCUUUUGGUGUCGAGGAGUGA
Messenger RNA from Penicillium argentinense, 1191 nucleotides. It is a transcript of the gene bgt2, whose product is annotated as GPI-anchored beta-1,3-endoglucanase EglC. Gene Ontology annotation, molecular function: glucan endo-1,3-beta-D-glucosidase activity; 1,3-beta-glucanosyltransferase activity. The record is from RefSeq and is a predicted model, not a curated record. Gene Ontology annotation, biological process: cell wall organization. NCBI's taxonomy places the organism in Eukaryota, Fungi, Ascomycota, Eurotiomycetes, Eurotiales, Aspergillaceae. Gene Ontology annotation, cellular component: fungal-type cell wall; cell surface; extracellular region. Bases 1 to 1191 code for a protein of 396 amino acids. The transcript has 2 exons.